Molecule: messenger RNA, 1703 nt
Organism: Juglans regia (Persian walnut)
Lineage: Eukaryota; Viridiplantae; Streptophyta; Magnoliopsida; Fagales; Juglandaceae
Product: guanine nucleotide exchange factor subunit RIC1-like
Exons: 11
Coding region: 161-1339 (392 amino acids)
Biological process (GO): intracellular protein transport; retrograde transport, endosome to Golgi
Cellular component (GO): Ric1-Rgp1 guanyl-nucleotide exchange factor complex; Golgi membrane; cytosol
Source: RefSeq, a predicted model, not a curated record
CUUCAGAGUGAUGAUGGUAGAGCUUCAGUGAGGAUGUGAAACCUCACAUAUGAGUCUGUCAGUAUGUAAUCUUUCUACUUAAAUUGGAACACUUGUUUACAAAUAUACAUAGGUCCAAAAGUAGACUUCAAAAAAGAAUAUCUCCCCGCUAUAAAAAAUCAUGCUACUUUCUGUAUUUGGUUUUGUUUCAUGUAUAUGUCAUAUUAAUAACAGUGUUCAUUCUUAUGUUUCAAUAUUCUUCCUUUCUAAUUCAGUUUUUGUAUGCGUGGGCCAGAGGGACAAAAGGGAAGAGGCUUUACGGUUGGCGCAAUUAUCUGCAGAAAAACCUCAUUUUUCGCAUUGUCUGGAAUGGCUUCUUUUUACAGUAUUUGAUACAGAAAUAACCAGGCAAAACACAAACAAGCACCACGUUUCAGCCCCUAAAUAUGCUAACAACUCAUCUCUUCUGGAGAAGACCUGUGAUUUGAUCAGAAGUUUCCCAGAGUAUUUUGAUGUGGUUGUCAGUGUUGCAAGAAAAACCGAUGGUCGACAUUGGGCAGAUUUGUUUUCUGCUGCUGGAAGAUCAACAGAGUUGUUUGAGGAAUGCCUCCAGCGGAGAUGGUAUCGAACUGCUGCUUGUUAUAUACUUGUAAUUGCUAAACUUGAAGGUCCCGCCGUCAGUCAGUACUGUGCUUUACGUUUAUUACAGGCAACGCUUGAUGAAUCAUUAUAUGAGCUUGCUGGGGAGCUGGUGAGGUUCUUGUUGAGAUCUGGAAGGGAGUAUGAACAGGCAUCCACAGAUUCAGACAGAUCAUCUCCUAGAUUCUUGGGCUAUUUUCUAUCCCGUACAAGUUACCGGAAGCAGUCCUUGGAUAAAAGCAACUCAUUGAAAGAGCAAAGUGCUCAUGUUGCUCCUGUUAAGAAUAUCUUAGAAAACCAUGCUAGUUAUUUAAUGUCAGGGAAAGAACUUUCCAAGCUUGUUGCAUUUGUAAAAGGCACCCAGUUUGAUUUGGUGGAGUAUCUUCAAAGAGAAAGAUAUGGAUGUGCUCGCUUGGAGAACUUUGCUUCAGGGCUUGAACUGAUUGGGCAAAAGCUUCAAAUGGGGAUGUUACAAAGCCGGUUGGAUGCAGAAUUCCUCUUGGCUCAUAUGUGCUCCGUCAAGUUCAAAGAGUGGAUUGUUGUAUUGGCUACCCUUCUACGAAGGUCUGAGGUUCUUUUGGAUCUUUUCCAGCAUGAUAUGCGGUUAUGGAAGGCAUAUAGCAUUACCCUGCAGUCGCAUCUGGCAUUUUCUGAAUACCACGAUCUGCUUGAAGACUUGGAAGAGAAACUUUCAUCAGUUGCAAAUUUGGAAGAGAAAUGAAGGCACAUUUGGAUUUGGAAUCCAGAAUGCUGACUAUGCAUUGUUGCUAAUUGAAGUAAUUCGUUGUGAAGAUUGGUCGCCUACCGUGUAAAUGGCCUAGCAUCCGUGGAAUGGAGUGGACAGUGAGAACCAGGAAACUGAAUCGUGGUGGCCGUUUGAUAAAUGAUUGAUUCAAUAGAAAAGAUAGGAUUGCUGGUGUCAAUGGAAUUACAGAAUUGUUCUUUCUUGUAAUUAAGGAGGAACCAAACUUGAAUGGGGUAGACCGAUGCACAGUUCUUAAUAUUUUUCAUUGUUUAUUCAUAAUCUAACAUGUUUUAUAAUCUAUAUAUUUAGAGGAGCCGUUGAUGGUUCAAAGAGUUUUUCU